Messenger RNA from Anopheles cruzii, 1830 nucleotides. RefSeq lists its product as uncharacterized. NCBI's taxonomy places the organism in Eukaryota, Metazoa, Arthropoda, Insecta, Diptera, Culicidae. Bases 1 to 1830 code for a protein of 609 amino acids. The transcript has a single exon. The record is from RefSeq and is a predicted model, not a curated record.
AUGCGGAAACAUCACUGCAAACUGCCCGGAGCCAUGCGUGCGGACGAGUCCGAAACCCAUCUGCCACCGAUCUUACCCGGAACGACACUCUGCAGCCGGUUGCUGAGGUAUCUGCGCUCCUCGUUGCUAGUUUCACCGAACCAUCCCGAAACGCGAAUCUACUACCAGAGCCGGACCAAGAUUUCGGCCGAGAAUGAGCGAUUGGUGCAUCAGCUGUCCCCAUUCGUGAUUCAUCCGUUCAGCCAGUUCCGCAUGUGUUGGGGGAUGCUCAUCUUCUUCGUCCUCAUAUUGCACCUCGUGACGCUCGGGUUCGCGUUUUGCUUUGCUCCGCAUUUGCCUCAUAGAUAUCUUUGGCUGCUGCAGAUAUUCGACACGUUGCUCUGUUUGAUGCUGGCGGUAGAGUUUCUGCUGCAACUGUUCACGGGCUACGAAAGCGAAGGAGUGAUAGUUCUGGACCCGACGCGAAUUGUGCGCUAUCGGCUACGCUGGUGGAACCUCACUAACAGCACGCUUCUUUUGGUGCCCUACGUCCUGCUGCUAGAUAAACUGGUGGUGGCCUUCUAUCAGGACGCCGUCCUGAUGUACCUCGGCACCGUGGUCUAUCUCUAUCUGCUGUGUGUGUGGCGGUUCACUACCAUCAACCGGUAUUUCGAAACCAUCGCCAAAGGUCUGUUGCGCCUAUCGCUGAGACAAAUUCACUUCGUCAAAGCCAUCCUUAACACUCUCUACGUUCUGCACUGGACGGCCUGCCUACUGUAUAUCGUGCCGAUGCUUUCCUUGUCUCUCCUGAACGAGGAUCGUCCGGAAGCAAACUUCCUAGUGGACGUCCUGUGGACUCAAGAUCAGCAGCGCGAUGCGGAACACUAUCCGAUACGUCAUAGAGCGCGAUUGGUAGUAGUGGACUUCCAUGCGCAUUUCCGGAAGAACUUGGCCGAGCAGCCUCCGGAUGACGUCACGAAUAGUGUCGCCUUUCUUGGUGGAAAGCUCGACGAUGUGCACUAUAACGUGACCGUACCGUAUCGCUACCUUCGGGCCCUGAUGAUCACGCUCAAGAUAAGUCUGCAGGGUGGUCACUCGCUCUCGGUAGGGGCUCACUUCCUGCACGAUUGGCUGCAAUCGCUUCUCCUGCUGUGUGGUUGGCUCUGGUCUACCUACAUCCUGCUGCUGCUGGUUCGCUCGAUCAUGGUGGCGGAUGCGAGCACCACCCGGUACGACGAGAUACUGAACGAGAUCGAUGCGUUCUGCACCAAGAAGCUCCUUAGUCGGACCCUGCGCCAAAAGUUGAGGCACCAUUUUGAAUGCCACUACCGGAUGCACUACUUCGACGAGCGUCCAAUUCUGGCGCACACCUCUGACUACUUGCGUCGCGAGAUGCUGUUGGAUGUGGCGCACUCGGCAUUUUUGAGGCGGGUGGACUUAUUCCGGGACCUGCCACAAUAUCUUCUCGAGGACAUUGCUGAUGGGUUGCGGUUCGAAUUGUUCCUGGCGCAAGACCCGAUCACGACCGCUGAUAGCAAGGCCAGUGCCAUGUACUUUCUGGCGAGUGGAACUGCCGCCGUCUACACACCCGAUGGGGAGGAGUUGGGCCAUCUGGUCGAUGGUGCCAACUUCGGAGCAGUGACGCUGUUCCGGAAGGACGCGAAGCGUACGGUGUCCGUGGUGGCACUGGAGGUUUGCGAAGUGUACUGGCUGGAAGGAAACGACUUCCGACGAUUGAUGAAACCUCAUCCGUCCCUUUGGGCGUACAUAACCAAGCUGGCGGAAAAACACAUGGUCGGUGACCAACCGGAAAACGGCGAAGAUCGGUUUUUCAACACGUUUCUCUACUAA